AUGGAGCAGCAAGCCCUGGAACCCAUUUCCAGGCACAUUAAGGACGAGAAGUUGAUUGGGAGUAGUCAGCGCAGAUUCACCAAGGGGAGGGCAUGCUUGACCAACUUGAUAACUUUCUAUGAUGAAAUGACUGGCUUAGUAGAUGAGGGGAGAACAGUUGAUAUCGUCUACACAGACGGAAGGAAGGCUUUUUACACUGUUUCCCAUAAUAUCCUCAUAGGGAAGCUAAUGAACCUGGAGAAGGCUCAGGGGGAAUUUUAUCAAUGUAUUGAAAUACUUGAUGAGAGGAAAUUUAGGCUUCAGGCUCGAAUUGCUCACAGAAUCCAAGAACUAGAGAACCUGCCUGGCUCUUUGCCUCCUGAUCUGCGAACCAAAGCUACAGUGGAGUUGAAGGCACUUCGGUUACUGAAUUUCCAGCGCCAGCUAAGACAAGAGGUAGUAGCCUGCAUGCGUCGUGACACAACACUGGAGACAGCACUGAACUCCAAAGCCUACAAACGAAGCAAACGCCAGACUUUGAGGGAGGCCCGUAUGACAGAAAAGCUUGAGAAACAGCAGAAGAUAGAACAAGAAAGGAAACGUAGACAGAAACACCAGGAAUAUCUGAACAGCAUAUUACAGCAUGCUAAAGAUUUUAAAGAAUACCACCGGUCAUUGUCUGGGAAAAUACAAAAAAUUUCUAAAGCUGUGGCAACUUGGCAUGCCAACACUGAACGUGAGCAGAAAAAGGAAACUGAGAGAAUUGAGAAAGAAAGAAUGAGAAGACUAAUGGCUGAAGAUGAAGAAGGCUACCGUAAGUUGAUUGACCAAAAGAAAGAUAGACGCCUAGCCUACUUAUUGCAGCAGACAGAUGAGUAUGUGGCUAAUCUGACCAACCUGGUAUGGGAGCACAAACAGGCACAAGCAGCCAAAGAGAAGAAAAAGAGGAGGAGAAGAAAGAAGAAGGGAGAAGAAAAUGCAGAAGGAAUGGGAUCUGGUCUUGGUCCUGAUGGAGAGCCCAUAGAUGAGAGCAGUCAGAUGAGUGACCUUCCAGUCAAAGUGACUCACACUGAAACAGGCAAAGUUCUUCUUGGACCAGAAGCACCAAAAGCAAGUCAGCUAGAUGCUUGGUUGGAAAUGAACCCUGGCUAUGAAGUUGCUCCCAGGUCAGACAGUGAAGAUGAAAGUGGCUCUGAAUAUGAGGAGGAGGAUGAUGAAGAAGAAUCAAGUAGGUUAGAAGCAGAUGAGAAGAUACUUCUGGAUCCUAACAGCGAGGAAGUUUCUGAGAAAGAUGCUAAACAAAUCAUUGAGACAGCCAAACAAGAUGUGGAUGAUGAAUACAGUAUGCAAUAUAGUGCUAGAGGGUCUCAGUCAUACUACACUGUUGCUCAUGCAGUCGUAGAGAGGGUGGAGAAGCAGUCUUCUCUUCUUAUUAAUGGUACACUAAAACAUUAUCAGCUCCAGGGCCUGGAAUGGAUGGUUUCACUCUAUAAUAACAAUUUGAAUGGAAUUUUAGCUGAUGAAAUGGGUCUAGGAAAAACCAUACAGACUAUUGCGCUCAUCACUUAUCUGAUGGAACACAAAAGACUCAACGGCCCCUAUCUGAUCAUUGUCCCCCUUUCAACUUUAUCCAACUGGACAUACGAAUUUGACAAAUGGGCUCCUUCUGUGGUGAAAAUAUCUUACAAGGGGACACCUGCCAUGCGUCGCUCACUUGUUCCUCAGCUUCGAAGUGGAAAAUUUAAUGUUCUUUUAACUACUUAUGAGUACAUAAUAAAGGACAAACAUAUUCUUGCUAAGAUUCGAUGGAAAUACAUGAUAGUAGAUGAAGGUCAUCGAAUGAAGAACCAUCACUGCAAGCUGACUCAGGUCUUGAACACUCACUAUGUGGCCCCUAGGAGGAUACUGUUGACUGGGACUCCACUUCAGAACAAAUUGCCUGAACUCUGGGCUCUUCUCAACUUCCUUCUCCCUACCAUUUUCAAGAGCUGCAGCACCUUUGAACAGUGGUUCAAUGCUCCAUUUGCCAUGACUGGAGAAAGGGUGGACUUAAAUGAGGAAGAGACUAUCCUGAUCAUUCGUCGUCUCCACAAAGUGCUCCGGCCCUUUUUGCUAAGGAGACUGAAAAAAGAGGUUGAGUCUCAACUGCCAGAAAAGGUUGAAUAUGUAAUCAAAUGUGACAUGUCAGCUCUUCAGAAGAUUCUGUACCGCCACAUGCAAGCCAAGGGAAUCCUUCUCACAGAUGGUUCUGAGAAAGACAAGAAGGGAAAAGGUGGGGCAAAAACUCUUAUGAACACAAUCAUGCAAUUGAGAAAGAUAUGCAAUCACCCAUAUAUGUUUCAACAUAUUGAGGAAUCCUUUGCUGAAUAUUUAGGCUACUCAAAUGGUGUCAUCAAUGGGUAA
Molecule: messenger RNA, 2382 nt
Organism: Charadrius vociferus (killdeer)
Lineage: Eukaryota; Metazoa; Chordata; Aves; Charadriiformes; Charadriidae
Product: probable global transcription activator SNF2L2
Exons: 19
Coding region: 1-2382 (793 amino acids)
Biological process (GO): positive regulation of transcription by RNA polymerase II
Cellular component (GO): nucleus
Molecular function (GO): ATP-dependent chromatin remodeler activity; ATP binding; DNA binding
Source: RefSeq, a predicted model, not a curated record